GGCGAGGAGGCGCCGUGGGCCUUAGGGUGUGGCGGACUAGCGCCGCUGGAGGGGGGCUCCUCUCCAAGCUCCCGCCCCUACCUCGCCUGUUCCCGCAGCUCCGGGGCCCGCGGGAAGGACCUUUGAGCGAGCAGAGAGCUGGGCGCGGGCGAGAUGGCCCUGGUGCCCUAUGAAGAGACCGCGGAAAUGGGGCUGCAGAGAUUUCACAAACCUCUUGCCACCUUCUCCUUGGCAAACCACACGAUACAGAUCCGGCAAGACUGGAAGCAACUGGGAGUCUCAGCGGUGGUUUGGGACGCGGCUGUCAUUCUGGCCACGUAUCUGGAGAUGGGAGCUGUGGAGCUCAGGGGCUGCUCUGCCGUGGAGCUGGGUGCUGGCACGGGGCUGGUGGGCAUGGUGGCUGCCCUGUUGGGUGCUCAUGUGACUAUCACGGAUCGAAAAGUAGCAUUAGAGUUUCUUAAAUCAAACGUUCAAGCCAACUUACCUCCCCAUAUCCAGCCCAGAGCUGUUGUUAAGGAGCUGACUUGGGGACAGAAUUUGGGGAGUUUUUCACCUGGAGAAUUUGACCUGAUACUUGGAGCUGAUAUCGUAUAUUUAGAAGAAACAUUCACAGAUCUUCUUCAAACAUUGGAACAUCUCUGUAGCAACCACUCUGUGAUUCUUUUAGCUUGCCGAAUUCGCUAUGAACGGGAUCACAACUUCUUAGCGAUGCUUGAGAGGCAAUUUACUGCAUAAUCACACCAGCAGAGAAGAAUGGGAAAGGAGAUAACAGUAAGAGUUUUGGAGGCUGGAAAUGGAUGAAUGGUAAUGAACUUGGAAAACCUCAGAAGGCCAACUCAUGAGGCAGAGGCAGGGACAGACUGAUUUCUGCCACAAAGUCCUUAAGAGGCUCAGGAUCUAAGGCACCCCAGAAGGUAGAGUGAAAGGAGAGGCUGAAAAUAAGGAAGGCUGAUUGAAGGUCUUUGAAAAGCAAUUGGAUCCCCUCUUCAACUCUCUGUGGAAGAAUAACUAAUCUAUACCCUAUGCUGACAGAAAAAUGGAGGUUUAUUUUCUGGAUAGAAGGUUUCUUGACUGCCUAACACCAGGCACUGCCGAGGUGGGGUACUAAGCCCCAGUCCUCUUCCCUCAUCUGGCUCAAAGGUCUUCACCUAUAAGCAGAAGAUUAGUAAAGCUUUUCUCUGCGAACCUGACCAACACUAAAGGGAGAAGACAGACUUAAGAGAUAAUGACAGUGGGAUGCCACAAUCAUCCUACCGUGAAGCUCACAACUCAUAGAUGUUAGGCCCCAAACAGAUCCACAUAACUUCCAAUACAGGUUUUUGGUUCCCUACUUUUAAAUGUAGGCAGAAAACCUCGAGUUAUCAAAUAUUCAAGGAAAUCUUCUGAUAGGAAAGAUGGUGACCAAAACAGAUAGAAGGGAGAAAAGGUACAUAGAAGAAAAUCUUAGAUGAAAAUCUAUGUGGAGAAAACUUAAAACUUAAUAUUAUCAGAGGUAAGAGAAAAUACUGCCUUUGUGAAACAUAAAGAGGAUGCUAUUAAAACACAAAAGGACUAUUCAGAGACAAAGGGAACUCUUGGAAACAUGACAGCAGAAAUAAAAAAAAAUCUGACAGAUGGGUUGAAAUGUGAAGUUGAGAAAAUCUCCCAGAAAGACAAAGAGACAGAAAACAGGAGAGAAAAGAUGAGAAAAUCAGAGAAAUAGUCCUAUAGAUAUAAUAUCUGGAUCACAAGAAUCCUAGAGAGAAAAGAGAAAGAAGAAAAAAAAAAAAAUCAUCAACCAAAUAAAGAAAUUGCCCAGAAUUGAAGACCCGAGAUUCCACUAAAAAAAAAAGCCCACUGAAUACAACUGCACAAUGGAUGAAAACUGAUACAAACCAAGGCCUUGAUAAUGAAAUAGUGAAGCACUGUGAACAGAGAGAUUUUUACAAGAUAACAGAGAUACAAAGUAAGAAAUGGAUUUAGUCUUUUCAAACAGCAACACUAGAAGUUGACUGUGGAUUAAUGCCUUCAAAAUUUGAAAAAAUGAUUUCUUUUCCAAGAAUUCUUUACCCAGUCAAACUUGCUCAAGGGACCACUGGAAACAAAAACUCCCCAAGAGAAAGACAGUAGGAAGAAAGGAAUUUCCAGGACAACAUUAUAUAGUGGACGUGGAGGACAACCAGACCAGAAAAUGAUGUCCCAAGAGAUAGAUAUGUUGAGGGUUGUCACCACCAAGAUCCCUGCUGGUAUUGUAUCUUCUUUUACCAGAGGGCUGAAUGUUUGGAUAAGCCCAGAUUCUUAUCUGUGCACAUUUGCCUUGACCAUGUGCUAAUGAAGUCCUGAUGCUCUUACCUUCGUUCCCGCACCUGCUUCAUCUUGAGUACUUUUACUUCAUCCCUAAAUGUAUUCUGCUUUGCCUUACACCUGAGGGCUGGAGGUGGGUCCAGGUGAUCUUAGGAGAAAACACAAAGCAGCCCACCGCUUCUGACUACAUUCCUGCUGGAGGUCUAGUAUUUGGCCCAUAUUUUAGCUCAGUGUGGUAACCACCUGUGGUUAGCCCUCUAUAUCCCAAGACCCAUUCUUGCUCAUGACUCCUCUAGGAGAGCUUUUAAACUCUUUGGGAAGCUGAAGCUCGACAUACCAGAGCCUUGGCUAGGAUUAUUUUCUUUUGGGAGCUUUCAUCUGAAAGAGGCAAUAUCACAUUUUCUUACCUAGCAGGUUAUUGUUUGCUAUUUGGUUUUUAUAUUAACCACCUUUCUCACUCAUAUAUAUGCCAACAAUUGUUAAUAAAAUAAAACAUCUGAGAAAAAAUACACAAGAACAAAAAAUAAGGAUGAGAGAAUAUAACCUUAGAAUGCCAAGACAAAGACAAAAUGAAAGAAUCAUGAAUCAUAUUUAAAAUA
Messenger RNA from Eubalaena glacialis (North Atlantic right whale), 2882 nucleotides. It is a transcript of the gene METTL21A, whose product is annotated as methyltransferase 21A, HSPA lysine. Gene Ontology annotation, molecular function: protein-lysine N-methyltransferase activity. Gene Ontology annotation, cellular component: cytosol; cytoplasm. NCBI's taxonomy places the organism in Eukaryota, Metazoa, Chordata, Mammalia, Artiodactyla, Balaenidae. The coding region runs from base 154 to 735 and encodes 193 amino acids. The transcript is spliced from 5 exons. The record is from RefSeq and is a predicted model, not a curated record. Gene Ontology annotation, biological process: peptidyl-lysine methylation.